This is a messenger RNA of Cricetulus griseus (Chinese hamster), 3747 nucleotides long. NCBI's taxonomy places the organism in Eukaryota, Metazoa, Chordata, Mammalia, Rodentia, Cricetidae. The record is from RefSeq and is a predicted model, not a curated record.
CCUUGAUCCCGACGCUGGCGCGGGUACUGUCAAAGCACAGCCUGCUGUCUCCUUUGUUCAGUGUGACAUCUUUCAGACGAUUCUACAGAGGUGACAGCCCAACAGAUUCUCAAAAAGACAUGAUUGAAAUCCCCUUGCCUCCAUGGCAGGAGAGAACUGAUGAAUCUAUAGAAACCAAAAGAGCACGCCUACUCUAUGAGAGCAGAAAGAGGGGGAUGCUGGAGAACUGCCUUCUCCUAAGCCUCUUUGCUAAAGAAUAUCUGCACAGCAUGACAGAGAAGCAGCUGAACCUCUACGAUCGCCUGAUUAAUGAGCCUAGCAAUGACUGGGAUAUUUACUACUGGGCCACAGAAGCAAAACCAGCCCCAGAAAUAUUUGAAAAUGAAGUCAUGGAACUGCUGAGAGAGUUCACCAAAAACAAAAACAAAGAACAGAGACUGCGUGCCCCAGAUCUGGAAUAUCUCUUUGAAAAGCCUCGUUAAGCCGUGUGCCACUGCCUGUCAUGGUGGUCAGUAUAUGGACAGAAACUGCUUCUGAUACUCAUUUUGGCUUCCUACUUUCCCUUAGGCACUUGAGCCUCUACCAGGACUAUGCAAGAUGACUCAUUCUAACCUGCACUUGUCUGUACAGCACAGAUCUGCCACAAGAGGGCGCUGUAGGGGAAGCAGUUCCGCUUGCUGCCUCAGCCCUGACAGUACAAAAGACAGCUGCUAUAGGAAGAGCUGCUCACCUAAUCCUACACCCUGUGGCCCUGGGCUUUGUUAAGAUAAAACUGCCCUCUUCCAACUUGGUAUAGUUCUUUCUGCCAAAGAGAGCUGAUCCAAGCUCCUGAGCUGAGUCCAUCAAAGGCACAGCAAGUUGAGUGAGGGCACCAAGCAGGAAUGGUGUGGGCACACUGCUUAAGUCAACAUCCUCAUCAGAUUUUCUUCACAACAUGCCCUUUGUAAACCAAAAGAUAACUGUAUACUGAAGGAUAUCAAGGGAAGGAAAUUGACGGUUCUCUAACCUUUACAAUUGUUCCUGUGCAGCCCAUAGUCAUACUUAUAAUGGGGUUUUACAAACUUAUAAUCAUGGGCUUUCUGACCUUGUGGCACUGUGGCAAACUUCCCUCCUCAUUCCUACAGCCUGUAAAAUUAUUUAGUUGACCAAAUAAUAAUGACACAUAAGAAAUAACAUGUUAACUGGGUGUCAUGGGUCAUGCCUGUAAUCCCUGCCCUUGGGGUCUGAGGUAAUAGUAUCACUAGGAAUUUGAAGCCAGCCUGAGCUAUAAAGUGAGUUUGAGGCCAGCCUGAACCACUCUGUUAGAAUGAAGUAGCUUGGAGGGCUGUGCAUUGCUGAAGGUAUGCUGAAGGUAAUCCUCUCUGUAGGAUCUCUGCUCCCAGCUGAGAAGAGGUAGUCAGUCACUCUGGCUGGUAUGUGAUGGCUAGAGGGAAGCAGGCCAGAACUGAUAACAUGAGGUCAUGUAGUUACCAAACUACAAGAGCUGUAGGCAAAGAGGAAGAAAGAGUUUCCUGGCCAGGGGAAGAAGUGGGGAAACCAGCCUUCAGUUACCUCACAGCACUCCUACAGAGAGGUGACAUUAGGCCUGUCUGUAGACAAGAGAGUUGCCUUAGAAGGAGUCAGUAAUACAUCCAUGAUCAAAAAGCCAGGAUUUGGGGCUGGACAGAUGGCUCAGUAGUUAAGAGCGCUGGCUGCUCCUCCAGGGAACUCAGGCUUAGUUCUCAGCACAUACAUGGUGGCUCACAAUUGUCUGUAACUCCAAUUCCAAAGGAGCCGAUGCCCUCUUCUGGUCUCUGUGCACACACUCCACAGACAUGCAUACAGGCAAAAUUCGUAGAAUAAAGUAAAUAUGGGUUGGAAAGAUGGCUCAGCAGUUGAGCACAGGCUGCUCUUCCAAAGGACCUGGGUUCAAUUCCCAGCACUCAUAAGGCAGCUCAUAACUGUCUGUAACUCCAGUCCCAGGGGAUCUGACACCCUCACAUGCAUUCAGACAAAAUGUCAAUAUGCACAUAAAAAGAAAUAAAUCAUAAAGUUUGAUCUAGCUUCCUGCUAGACAACAGGGCUUCACUGCUAACAUUUACUAACAACCUUCACUUCUGGACAUUGUACUGCAAAAGAGAAGGCAAGAAAAGAAAUGAUAGUUCUUAGACAUGAACUCUGUGUUGCACUGUGGUGAGUAGGAGGCUACCAGCUACUUCCCAAAUGAGGAAAUUCACUCACUUUGAUCACCCUGAACAGCUCUGGCAAGGGAGGAAGAAGUAUAGCACCAUGGUUGUGAGUUCAAGCUUUCCCUUCAUUGCUUAGCUGCUGAAUAAACUCACUGGCCUAAGCUUUGGUUUCUAACCAAAGGUGAUAAUCACUUCAGUCUCAAGAAAGCUAGGAGCUAUAAUAUGUAACACUGGGAUGGUUCCCAGCACACAGGAUACCAUAGGAAGACAGGAACCUUUGCUUGUAGCCUCACCCUGAGACUUAGAGCCUGUCUUCUAACAGAUUGCCUAUUAUCAAUUGCAUGCAUACAUGCAGGGCAGUUUCAACUGAAAGUCAGAAGGCUGAGCCUAUUAAAGUAACCACAAAGUGCCUUGCCAGCCAGUGAAAACUGGAAAGAAAAAAAACCUUGGUGACAAGUCCUUUGAUGGAAAAGUAUAGGUCUCACUUAAGCAAGAAAUGGGAAUGAGACAUAUAGAGUAGAAGCAGGAGGUUACAGAAAUGCUGGCCCUUUGCUUGAGCUUCUGAUGUCCCUCAGGGGGAGUGCUAAACAGGCAGGGUUUAUAUAUAGAAACAUCUGGACUUUAAGAAGUGCACAGGAAUUGCAGCACCUUCCCUAUUUAUCCUGAGCCCAUUAUACAACAAGCCCCAGAACCCAAGUAUGCAGUAUGGGCUCUCCCCACCUCAGCUCUGAUCCCUUCUUACCCUCAUUUUGCUUUAUUUCACAUAGUGUUCAGUUGCCGUCACUUGCACUUGAGAAUGGCAUGCUUCUAAAGGAAUUGUUUUCCUCCCAGGCUGCUGGUUUGUGUGAUCUUUGAAAGUGAAGGAUCUUGCUAACUUCAGCCGCUCAGUGUCAAGCCCAAGAGUGCAAUGUAAACAGUUUUCCCCUUUAUUAAGCAUUAAGGAAAACUAGGCUAGCCACAGUACAUUUUCAGAAAAAUUAAUAAACUUAGCACAGGACCAGCAGCUCCCUAGGACCCACAGGAAGCACCAGCUAGACUCAUUGUUCUCAGCUUGACAUGUUGCUGCUCACUGACCUCAUUCUGAGCCUGUGUCAAUACAUGAGCAUCUGAUCUGCCCUGAGAGGUCUGCAGUGGCCCUGAAUCCCCUUGCACAGGCUCCUCCGGACACAUCAAACUGGAUCAAGGCUGCUUCCUUCCCAUCACUUCCUCACUUCAUUGUUUUAAAUUGUACCCAGCCUUUCCCUGACAGGUGAGUGUCUCUUGUGGCUGCCAUCGGAGAGGCGCCUCUUACUGUCUUGGAGCACCAGCUGGAGGUCAUCCAGCCUUUUUCUUCAGUCCAGCCAAGGUGGCAGUGGUACAACCUGGCUUUUGUUUUUAAGCAUCACUGGGGAAGCAGACUCCUCUGAGAGAAGUUGAGAGCUUCACAUCUGUCCUUCAGGCCAUCUGCCACGUUGAGGCUAGACGGGUUGGAAAGCUUUGUAAUAAGUAAGCCCAAAGCCAGGUAUGGUGGUACUCACCUGUAUGCCCAGCAUGCAGGCAACUGAGAUAGAUUAGCAUUAAAAUUAAUUUCAAGCUAAAA